This is a messenger RNA of Paramisgurnus dabryanus, 1959 nucleotides long. NCBI's taxonomy places the organism in Eukaryota, Metazoa, Chordata, Actinopteri, Cypriniformes, Cobitidae. The record is from RefSeq and is a predicted model, not a curated record.
GGGGCGGGGCUAUGUUUCCUACCCUCCACCGCCACUUUCAGAGUGUGCUUGUAGCAGCUAGGAGGCUGCUCAGGUUGCAGCAACAGUACAAUUUGUCCAGUUAAAAGUUGUUCUAUCACUGAAAUAAUUUUAGAGACAUUAUUUAAAGGUAAAAAAACUACAUAGUGUUGCUUUAAGAUCCAACCGUAAUAAAGCAAAAAAAAAUGUAGGUGUGUGUUAUAAUUUGAAACCAAAAUAUAUCCUGUUUAAAUAAUGCAGGUCUGUGUAAUAUAAGCAUUAUGGUAACAGAAUCUUGGGAAACCUGUGAGUACGCACACACUUAUGUAUACAUGUACAAGCAACGCUACACGUGUAAGAAGGUAAGUUUAUAGAGGUUCGCCUCUGACUGUACAUACAGACCGUCUUUCAUUUUUCUGCUUCACAACGUAUCUUCAUUAAAAGGUGAUCUGACAGGUCCAUUAUGUGGGCAUGGGCAUUGCUACCUGUUACCCUGGCAGUGUUUGGGACUAUUGGCCUUUGGGUUGUAUAUGGCAUAGCUGUGUCCAAUAACACAGUUAAUAUAACGGAAGAAUUUCCUUACAUCAGCACAUGUGGCUCGUACAACCCCCAAAGUUGUCUGUUUUCUCAAAUCUGCAACAUAUGCUGCAUGCUAGCUCUGUGGAUCAUCUCAAUCAGAUUUCAACAGAUACGGGAUUUUGGCUGUGCAUCCCGAACAAACACAGCCGGUCUGGUGAUUGGCUUCAUCUCCAGCAUUGGUAUUUCUAUUCUUGGGAACUUCCAGCCAUCAGUACUGCUGGGAGUUCAUCUGCUGGGGGCAGCCUUGGCCUUCUUCCUGGGUUUGGUUUACUUCUGGAUCCAGACAUGGCUUACCUACAGUGCCCAGCCGUCACGGGACCGGCGAUGGGUGGGGCCAGUACGCAUCAUUCUCUGCAGCAUGUGCACAUGUUUGGUCGUCUGCAUGGUCGUUCUGCAUAUCACAGGGUAUCGCUCUGAGGCCGCCAUAUGCGAAUGGGCUCUGGUUAUGUGCUUCUUUGCACUUUUUGGGGUCUUUGCGGCUGAAUUCAGACACAUUGAUCUCCAUAAGUUGACCGUACAGAAGGAGGGAAUGAAACAAGCAAACGAGGGAAAUAGUGUGUGGACACUGCAGGAAAGUCAAUGAAAAGUGGCCAUUUUUUAGAUGUGGACAAUGGUGGCUGUUGGAAUCAAACACACACAAACUGCAAAGAACUAACCAUAUGGUUAAGGACCACAAAAAACAAUGUUUACGGUUUCUACUAUCACUUAGAACUUUUACAAAGUAAAUUAUAUGUUGCAUAACUUAUUCAUUAACACAUUAUUGCCAAAAGUGUACAGGGUAGCAUCUAUUUCAGUAAUACCUUCAGCAAUACCUCAGACUUGCCGUCUUGGGCUUUUUUAUAGCAGUAAGAAGUUUCUGUCUUGUUUACAUAUUGUAGUUUUCGAAGUAUUGCGAUUUUAUUUGUCAGAAGAUCAUCAUAACGCUGUUUCUGAAUGUAAAUAAACCUUUACAUCAAAAAUCUGCAGUUAUAAUGAACUUUACAAUAAAGAGAAAGAGUAAGAAAUGAAAGCAAUACCCUUAAAGAUACCUGCUAAAAAACAGCAUAUACCAAUAUGCUGAUAACCACCAGCUAAACCAGAACCAAACCAGCAUGGGAAUUAUGCUGGUGGUCUCCAGGAAGCCAGCAACAAAACAAAACAUACGCUGGUCUUGUUGGUAUGCUAUUUUUUCCCAUAGACAGUAAAAGAAAGGUUUUUCCAGCUGUUCUAAAUUCACUGUAAACCACAGCUUCACAUGGUUUAGUACUUUUAAGCGUUUAUUUCCAUUUAUAACACGGGGCUGUUGAAUGCUUUAUUCUGAUUGGUUGAGAAAUGUUGUGAUAAGGGGAAUAAUUGACUCUGGCCCUUUGAAUUAUUAAAAAAUAAUGCACACCCAAGGUGGUA